Molecule: messenger RNA, 1085 nt
Organism: Eublepharis macularius
Lineage: Eukaryota; Metazoa; Chordata; Lepidosauria; Squamata; Eublepharidae
Gene: IFT27
Product: intraflagellar transport 27
Exons: 8
Coding region: 300-1001 (233 amino acids)
Cellular component (GO): Golgi apparatus
Molecular function (GO): GTP binding; GTPase activity
Source: RefSeq, a predicted model, not a curated record
CUGUGACUGGACUGGGGCCCGCUUUCCUGGGCCGUGUCGCCACGAUAGCCCAGACCUGCAUCUCUUUUCUUUCACAGUAACACCUUCCAGUGCCUCCGCGGGCACACCGGAUCAUACAUCCUCGCUAGUCUCCCCAUAAGGCGCUCCUGUCCAACUGCGCGCCCUCCCCCGCCCCGAGUCUUCCUUCUUUGGGGAUCGCUCCCGAAUCCCCAUAUAACGCUCCCUCGUUUCACUAAAGCACGCAGUCUCUGCUUCCCCUCCCUGUAGCCCCCAAGCCCUCGGUUAUCCUGAAGGUGAACAUGGUGAAGCUGGCUGCCAAAUGCAUCGUGGCAGGUGAUCCAGCAGUGGGGAAGAGUGCUUUGGUCCAGAUGUUCUGCAACGAUGGGGCUCAUUUCCAGAAAAACUACACAUUGACAGCAGGAGUAGAACUGCUGGUGAAGACAGUACCUGUCCCAGAGACCAGUGACAGUGUGGAACUUUUCAUCUUUGAUUCGGCAGGCAAGGAACUGUUUUCUGAGAUGCUAGAGAAGUUGUGGGAACAGCCUAAUGCCAUGUGCAUUGUAUAUGAUGUCACAAAUGAGCAAUCAUUCAAUAAUUGUGCCAAGUGGCUAGAGAGGCUGAGAACCCAGACUUCUGGAAUACACAUCCCAGGUGUGCUAGUGGGCAAUAAGACGGAUUUGAUUGAUAGGCGGGUUGUGGAGUGGAAACAGGCGCAAGAGUGGGCUGAGACCAAUGGCCUAGAAUACUGCGAGAUAUCAGUUAAAGAGAUGGAAAAUUAUGAAGACCCUUUUCACAUUGUGGCAAAUUCCUUCCACCAACUAUACAAAGAGAAAGUGGAAAGCUUUCACUCGCUUGUCAAUUGCUUGUGGGAACAGAAUUCAUACUUACUACAGAGCAUGUCCUCCAUCUGCAUCCUUAUGGCUGGUAGAGUAAACUUUCUUGGACUGAAAUGCUAUUUAACAAGUUGUAAAACCAUAUACUUGAGAUUCCAAAAGCUAUAGUAUAUGAAUUUGGGUAUAGCAUUAGGAUAUUUAUAUGUGUGUGUUACUUUGCACAACAGUCCAUGUAUAAAUAAAAAUACGUGU